Molecule: messenger RNA, 903 nt
Organism: Macrosiphum euphorbiae (potato aphid)
Lineage: Eukaryota; Metazoa; Arthropoda; Insecta; Hemiptera; Aphididae
Source: the annotation of a GenBank genome assembly
AUGGAACAAAAAUCCGGACCAAUUUUAUCAGAUAACCUUUCCACUUUAAUUGAAAGUCGAAGUACCACAGAAUGGUUACCGCGAAAUUUAAAUUAUGAAUCAGAUACGUCUAGUUCUUCAAAAACUCAAAAUCCAGUAAAUUUUGAUUUCGAUAACGUUGUUGCCGAUCCGGUUUCAACUGAAAACUCGAUGGAUUUUAUGCCAUUGAGUAUAGAGAAGCAAAAUACACCGAAUACUGUAGAAGUUCUUGAAGUGGGAAUGGAGGGUGUUAGGCCCAAAAGAAAAAUUAACAUACGUGAAAUAACUAAAUUAGAGAAAUCCAGAGGUGUUGGAAAAAAGCUCCAACCAAAUCCGUGUGCUAACAAAAAAUGUCAAAAUAAGUGUAGUGAAAAAUUUAGUGAAAAUGAUAGAAAAAUUAUUUUUUCAGCAUGUUGGAAACUAGCCGACCCAAUUAGACAAAAAGAUUAUAUAUUAAACUGUGUGAAUGAAAUGCCUAUAAAAAGACAACGAGUCAUUGUAAGCUCCAAAAGAAAUGUUACUAAAGAAUAUUCAUUGCCAUUUGAAAACUAUAGAAAAAAAGUAUGUCUUCAGUAUGUUUUAAGUACUUUAAAUAUUACAAAAAAAUUCUUAAACUAUACAAUAAAUAAUGAACUGUCACCCACAACUUCAAAAAUUGAUCAGCGUGGCAGGCAUUCACCGAAACAUAAAAAAUCAUAUGACAUUAUGAGAAGUAUCGAAGAUUUUACACAAAAACUUCCUGCGAUCAAGUCACAUUAUUGCCGUGCAUCGACCUUCAAAAAAUACUUACCAGCUGAAAUGGGAAAUUUAUCAAGACUGUAUCAAGUUUACAAGUGUUACUGUGCUCAAAAAAAAAUAGAAAUCGUUAAAAAUAGUUUAUUUUGA